AUGAAAAAAAUAACUGAAUGGCAAAAAUUAAAAUUAAUGCCUAUUCGGAAGAAGACAGAAUUAGCUUAUAUGUAUUUUAUUCCCAAACCACAUAAGAAAGGCACACCACUUCGACCAAUUUUAAAUACAAUUCAUGCUGCAACAAAGCAAAUUUCACAAUUUUUAGAUAAAUCAAUUCGACCAUUAUUCGAUCGAUUUGUACGUCAAACAAUGUUUGUGGAUGGUGCUGAUCUUCUUGAUCGACUUCAAAAAUAUAUUCAAAAAGGUUAUUUUAAUGCAUCGACUCUUUUCAUUACAUUCGAUAUUACAAAU
Messenger RNA from Rotaria sordida, 312 nucleotides. The record is from the annotation of a GenBank genome assembly. Lineage: Eukaryota; Metazoa; Rotifera; Eurotatoria; Philodinida; Philodinidae.